AUGAGUUCAACAAAAAGUGAUUUUGAAAUAAUUAGAGAAUAUAUUAUUGGUGAUGGUAAAGAUAUAUCAGUUGGUAAAGCACCAGAGGGUAAUGUUAGAUUAGAAAUUACACAUUCAGUUUUAACAGGUGAAUCAUUAGGAACAAACAAUUUUAAAAACUUUUCACUUGAUCUCAAAAUAAAAGAUUUUAAAGAAAAAUUAUAUAGAUUUGUAGGUACAGAACCAAAAUAUAUGGAAUUAAUUUUACGUGAUGAAAAUAAAGUGAAUGAUAUUUGUAAAAUUGACGAUGAUGAUGAUAAAACAUUAGGAUCAUAUGAACCAAAAGAUGGUAUGAAUGUUCAUAUCAUUGAUAAAGAUCCAAAUAAUUUCGUAUCUGAAUUACAAGAUAUUUCAAAAGCACCAAAACCAGUUAUUUCUGAAGAAGAUUAUAAUAAACGUGAAGGUACUUAUAAAAAGUGGAAAGAAGAAAAUCAAUUAAAGAAAGAAAAUGAUACAACAGCAACAACAGUAACAGCAACAACAACAACAACAAACAAUGCAACUGAUACUGAAAUUGAAAUUAAAGUUGGUGAUAGAUGUAAAGUAAUUUCAGAUGAUCCAACAAACUAUGAUGAAAGAUUAGGUAAAGUUCAAUAUGUUGGUACUGUUGAAUUUAGUUCAGGUGUUUGGAUUGGUGUAGAAUUAGAUUUACCAUUAGGUAAAAAUGAUGGUUCCGUUAAAGGUAAACAAUACUUUCAAUGUUCUCCAAAAUAUGGUUGUUUUGCAAAACCAAAAAAUGUUUUAGUUGGUGAUUACCCUGAAGAAGAAAUUUAA
This is a messenger RNA of Dictyostelium discoideum AX4, 813 nucleotides long. It is a transcript of the gene tbcB, whose product is annotated as tubulin folding cofactor B. The record is from RefSeq and is a predicted model, not a curated record. Bases 1 to 813 code for a protein of 270 amino acids. NCBI's taxonomy places the organism in Eukaryota, Evosea, Eumycetozoa, Dictyosteliales, Dictyosteliaceae. The transcript has 2 exons.